Messenger RNA from Micromonas pusilla CCMP1545, 2991 nucleotides. RefSeq lists its product as uncharacterized. Gene Ontology annotation, molecular function: RNA binding; nuclease activity. Gene Ontology annotation, cellular component: RISC complex; cytosol; nucleus. The transcript has 4 exons. Bases 52 to 2889 code for a protein of 945 amino acids. Gene Ontology annotation, biological process: mRNA catabolic process; regulatory ncRNA-mediated gene silencing. The record is from RefSeq and is a predicted model, not a curated record. NCBI's taxonomy places the organism in Eukaryota, Viridiplantae, Chlorophyta, Mamiellophyceae, Mamiellales, Mamiellaceae.
UGGCUGCACGGCCUCGUCAAGGCCGUGCCGAGCGGCGAUUGCGUCGUCGUCAUGGGCGCCUCCGCGGCGGCUGGCCCGCCGCCGGAGAAGACGAUCACGCUCGCGUCCCUCAUCGCGCCUCGCAUGGCGCGUCGCGAUAACUCCACGAGGGACGAGCCGUUCGCGUGGGACUCGAGGGAGUUUCUUCGCAAGCGCCUCGUCGGACGACGCAUAAAAUUUCGCGUCGAGUACGUCGUCUCGUCCAUCGGCCGCGAGUUCGGGACGAUCUACGUCGGGGACGAAAACGUCUCUCUCGCGAGCGUUUCUCACGGAUGGGCGCGCGUGCGGCCGUCCCAGGGCGGCGACGCCGCGGCGAACUACGACGAGCUCGUCGACGCGGAGCGAGAGGCGCAGACGCGCGAGGCGGGUCUGUGGACGAAGGACGCGACGAAACUCGCGGCGGCGACGCGCUCCCCGCCGGCGCCAGAAACGGUCGAUAACCGUACGUUACUUUCCACCCGCCGCGGCGUUCCGACGCCCGCGAUCGUCGAAGCCGUGCUGAACGGCGGCUGCCUCCGCGUGUGCCUUCUCACGGACGAGCUCGAGACGAGACACGCGACGAUCACGGUCAACGUCGCCGGCGCGCAGUGCCCGGCGAUGGGGAAAAGACCGAAACUCGACGCGGCGGCGGGCGGGGAAGAUGGAACGUCAACCGUCGCAGCUGCGCCCGAACCCUUCGCGCGCGAGGCGAAACACUUCACCGAAUGCCGACUCUUACACCGCGAGGUUCGCGUCGUGUUCGAAGGCGCGGACAAGUACGAUAAUCUCCACGCGACGGUGUUGUUCGCGGAAAACGGCGCACCCGUGGACGUCGCCGCCGCGCUCGUCUCCGAAGGCCUCGCGAAAGUCGUGGACUGGUCCGUCGCGCUCAUGACCGACCCGAUCGCGGGCGCGCAGCGGCUGCGCGCGGCGGAGAGAAAAGCGAAGGACGCGCGGGCGAGGAUUUGGAAGACGUACACGCCGCCGGCGUCGAGCAUGAGGUGCGUUCUAUACACUGCCGGGAGGGAAUUCGCGGGCGUCGUGAUCGAAGCCGUCAGCGGGGACUGUCUCGUGAUCGCGGACGCGUCGAGCGGGAUGGAGCGCCGCGUGAACCUCGCGUCGAUUCGCGCGCCGAGGAUCGGGAACGAGCGGCGAGGGCAGAAACCCGAGGCGUGGGCGACGGAGGCGAAGGAGUUCCUGAGGCAGAGAGCGGUCGGGCAUUCGGUCGAGGUCGUCAUGGAAUACUCGCGGAAAAUCGGCGGCGGCGGCGGCGGCGGCGGCGGCGUAGACGUAACGGCAACCGACGCCGCCGCCCCCGAGCGUCACCUCGACUUCGGCACGGUCUCCCUGGCGAGCGACGGCGCCAACCUCGCGGAGAUGCUCGUCAUGCGCGGCUUCGCGAGCGCCAUCAAGCACCGCGGCGACGACGAGAGAAGCGGUCGGUACGACGACAUCCUCGCCGCGGAACAGCGGGCGAUCAAAGGGAAGAAGGGCGUUCAAAACCGAGACCGCGAGGCGCCGAUCCACCGCGUCAACGACGCGAGCGCGACCGCGGCGAAAGCGAAGCAGUUCCUGCCGUUCCUGCAGCGCGCGGGGAAGAGCGCGGGGGUGGUCGAGUACGUCGUGACCGGGCACCGGAUGAAGAUUCACGUGCCGAAGGAGUCAGCGUCGAUCGCGUUUUCGCUCGCGGGCGUGCGGUGCCCGCAGCCGCCGCGAUCCGGAUCCGGGGGUGAACCGCACGGUGCAGAUGCGUUACGUUUUGUGCGGCACGCGUGCUUGCAACGCGACGUCGAGAUCGAGGUCGACGCCGUGGAUAAGACGGGGACGUUCUUAGGGCACCUCACGACGCAGGGCGGCAGGUUUAACCUGAGCGAGGAACUCUUGAAGCGCGGGUUAGGGACGCUUCACCCGUCGUUCACCCCGGAGCGUCACCCCAGCGGCGAGUCCCUCGUCCGCGCGCAGGAGCAAGCGAAGCAAAUCCGCGCCGGGGUCUGGGUCGGGUGGUCCCCGGAGGCGGAGGCGGCGGCGGCGGCGGCGGCGGCGGCGGCGCGCGGCGCCGCAUCCGCCGCCGCCGCGGGGGGAGGAGGCCCGAAAGAGACGACCACGCUCGGCGUCACGGAGGUCAUCACCGGGACGACGUUCUUCGCGCAGAGAGCUGACGGCGAUCGCGCGGACUGGCUCUUCGAGCAGCUCCAAGCGUGUAACGCAAACGAUUCGAGCGUUACUUCCUUCGCGCCGAAGCGCGGGCAGAUGGUCGCGGGACGAUUCACCGGCGACGACGCGUGGUAUCGCGCCAUCGUCACCGAGCCCCCCCGGAACGACGCGAUCAAGGUCUUCUACUGCGACUACGGCAACGGCGAGGCGCUGCCGCCGUCGCGCGUGCGGCCGUUGGAUCCGUCGCUCGCGCCGUUCCCGCCGCUCGCGAAGCUGUGCGCGCUCGCCGGCGUGAAGCCGGCGCCGGACGACUUCGGUCGCGACGCGCUCGAUAACCUCAGAGCGCUCGCGAUGGGUCGCGCGCUGUUCUCGCGCGUCGAGUCCGCGCACGCGGCGCCGCACGCGCCGUGGGACCCGGACGCGUCGCCGGAGUGGACGGUCACCCUGGGCGCGCGCCGCGACGAGAAGAGCGGCGAGGGCGGCGAGAAGAACGACGAGGACGGGCCGUCCGUGAACGAGGCGAUGGUCGCGGACGGGUACGCGCGCGCGGAUAAAACUCUAAAGCUUAAACCCGGCGUGUUUCAGGCGCUGCUCGUCGCGCAGGAGCGCGCGAGGAAGAGCAGGGCGGGGAUGUGGGAGUACGGCGACGUCGACAGCGACGACGAGGAGCCGAGCGGCGGCGGCGGCGGCGGCGCGUGGGGAAGAGGCAGGCGAUGACGCGCUCGACGGCGGCGCUUUUUUGCACUGAAGAUACUUCGCACGCGCGGUACUCGUAGUUUACAACAAGAUCGACGCGACGCCGCCGACGCGUCAGUACGC